UCUCCGACUCCCCGAUGUAGCUUCCUCGCUCUGACUCUUCCCUCCUCGACCUCACGGUGUACCUUUGCACCCACGUCGCCUCCACGGGACAGUGAGCGUGCUGAGAACAGGAAGCUUGCUUUUUUUCCUCUUUGGGUUUCUUCCAUGCCCCGCACACAGUAGGCACACACUGAUGAGCAGUGUAGUGAGUGGAUCAGUCAGCCUGUUCUCAGCAACACUUUGCAUUCAGGACAAGUGUCUGCUCCCAUGCCUCUCCUUGCUGCCCUCCUACGUGGUCAUCUGACUUCUCUCACCCAACAGCCUGAAUCAGGCUUCCCUGGCUCCUCACUGGCCUGCCGCCCCGGGACCGCCCGGGAGGAAACCAACUUGGGUACUCGGCAUCUUGCGGGGCUCCUCAGCUGCGUGUCAGGACAGUUCCCCUCAGGAGAGCUCCAGAUUUUACCAAAAAGAGAAAUAUUCCCUUUUCUCUUCAAAAUGAAAAUGGACUUGGAGAUCAGUGAACCAAUAGACUUUAGUUCUGGAGAUCAUCACCAUCUGGUUCGGAAAGCAGCAGAUAGUAACGUCCAGAUCAAGUCUGGUCAGUCCUACACAACUUCGCCUUCUGAGCCACAAAAAACUCGCGGGAAUCCACAUUCAAAGAUGAAAGAGCGAGCGGAUAGCUAUGUGGUACAAAUUUCAGAUGAGACCACCCCAAAUGACAGCAAUAAUUUAGCCAAUCCAUUCUCAGAUUCAUCGGUCCGCAAAGCUUUCAUUAUCAAAGUGUUCCUGAUCCUGUCAGCUCAGCUGGUGGCCACUGGGGCAAUUGUCAGCCUGUUUCUUUUCUGGAAGAGUUUAAAAUCUUGGGUGCUCACGAAUGCCUGGUUCACCUAUGCAAUCUUGCCGGCAUUUUUUGUUGUACUGAUUGUACUUGCUUGCUGCGGGAAACUCCGCCGCCAGGUGCCUGCGAAUUACAUUCUCCUGGGAUUAUUUACGGUUCUUCAAGGUCUGCUGCUCGGAGCCGUAUCAGUUUUCUAUAACGCUGAGGAAGUGUUAUGGGCAACAGCUGCAACCGCUGUGGUGACGUUAGCCCUCACUCUGUUUGCUCUUCAAACAAAAUGGGAUUUCACCAUGCUCAAUGGAAUGCUGUUUGUUUUACUCUUCGUACUUAUUAUCUAUGGAAUUCUCUUACUCUUCAUACGAUCAUAUUGGUUGCAUCUGUUGUAUGCUGGCCUUGGAACUAUAAUCUUCUCACUUUACUUGGUGAUGGAUGUACAGCUCAUGGUGGGAGGGCGCCACCAUCACUCUGAUCUGGACCCUGAAGAGUACGUUUUUGCUGCCCUGAACAUCUACUUGGAUAUCAUCAACCUCUUCCUUUUUAUUUUGCAACUGAUUGGACUGGGACGGUUGUCAUAGGGCCAAGACUGGUUCAUGUUGAAAAGAGGGAAGGAGGGAUGGCUGUGACAUGUUGCCUGGCUCAGACAUGUGGGGGUUACCUCACUUCAUUAGCCUUUUAAUACAAAAAAAUAUUUAAAAAUACUUUUUUUUUUUUUUGUCAAACGAAACCAAGCAUUCAGUAGAUGAUAGCUGUAGCUAUGAUAUUUUUAGUUCCAUUGUCACAUUGCAAAACUUUCUGGGGGACACUUCUGAUUUUCAUAAAUUCAAAAGAUGAGUAUCAUUUUUACACACUAAUAAACAUUGGCAAGAUGUCCAUAACACUGUUGAAGUGUUCCAGGCAGUCUUUAAAGCUGUGAACAACAUCUCUGUACAUGAAUAAAUUUGAUUACAGAAACCUAUAUUUACCCGUUCUCUUUUCUUGGACAUUCUGUGGAC
Callorhinus ursinus (northern fur seal) is the source of this 1809-nucleotide messenger RNA. Its product is annotated as protein lifeguard 1-like. Gene Ontology annotation, cellular component: membrane. The record is from RefSeq and is a predicted model, not a curated record. Lineage: Eukaryota; Metazoa; Chordata; Mammalia; Carnivora; Otariidae.